Messenger RNA from Eleginops maclovinus (Patagonian blennie), 2672 nucleotides. RefSeq lists its product as uncharacterized. The coding region runs from base 136 to 2616 and encodes 826 amino acids. The transcript is spliced from 18 exons. The record is from RefSeq and is a predicted model, not a curated record. Lineage: Eukaryota; Metazoa; Chordata; Actinopteri; Perciformes; Eleginopidae.
AGCUGUCGUUGUGGGAGAGAGCUACUUUGGCCAGGAAAUAACAAGCAAGUGUUUCACUUAAGCUCGUUUUUGGUUAGCAAGUGUAGUUUGCUAGCAGCUAGGCUAGCUCUAGACACCGCAAACACAUCAGUGGCUAUGGCUUUUGGGUUUUGCUUUGGUGUCGCUUUACUUCUAUCUCUGUGGUCAAGAGCAGAGAGUGCUGGACUUCCAGAUGGAGCUCUUCGUAUGGAGUGUCAUGAUCGUUACUUCACCAUGGCUGUCGAUCUCUCUUUCACUGGGGAGGAGCCUCACUUUGAGGCAGUUGAUGAGACAGGUGCGUACGCCAUCACUCAGCAGUAUGCGGCACAGUGUGGCUACAGUAUCAGUGUUCUCCCGCUACCAGGCGACGUGGAGCUCCGAGCUUCUUACUUCAGCUGUCAAACUAAGAACAAAGAUGAUAUCUUCACAUUCAACUUCAACCUAAAUGUGACUCAUGAAGGAAAGGAGUCGACCUAUCCCUUCAACAAAACCUGUUCUCCAUCGCUCCCCUGGUCUCCCAGAGAGGUUACCUGUGAGACCAACUACAUGGAAGUGUCGGUGAAGAGUGAAGUCACUUGUCCCUCUGGAACAAGGAAGGAUGACUGGAGUUCUCUCAAACCUGCACAUAGCUCCACCACUUCAGACUGGCAGGUGAGGUUUCAGGUGGAUGACGAGCAGUUUCCGCCAAUGAACAUCUCAGACGCCCGUAAGCAAGGAUAUGUGUUUCUCUUGACUGAUGGAAGGCUGGUAUUUCGUGCUCCUUAUGGACAACCUCAUUCAUUCUGCACUGAGGUGAAUGGUGUUCCAGUAGAGGCGAUACAUGCAACUAUAUUCUCCAGACAAAGCUGGGUUGUCCUCAUGUUUGACCUUGUGGCUGCUUGCUCCAUGGAUGAGGGCUUGUAUCAUGAAAGUGGCUACAUGAUGUGGGAGACUCCUGAGACGCUGUUCCCAAAUCUAGAUGGCAAACAGGUCAACGUUGGUCUUAAUGGUGAACUUGUUGCGCAGCCAGUUGCAGAGGACAAAGGCUUCAUUGUGGGGAGGCAGAACAACACAAUCCAGAUCGGCAUUCCCAAUUAUGCUGAAGGAGUAUACAGGAAGAGUGUUGUGAAUGUCGAUCUCUACGAGUUUUACGUCUUCCAUCUCUACUUGGAACAAAUCCUGGUGGAUGAGGAUCAUGUAGAAACCAGGAUCCGCUUUCUCAGGACUUUGGUCACUCCCCUGCUGCCACGUCCCAUCUUCGCCGAAAACCAAACUGUUCUUGUUGAAAACAUGUUCACGGUCUACCUUGGGGACGUCCCUGAAGACGUUCAGGUCAAUGCUGGUCAUUUGAAUAGACAAGAAAUUACAGUGCCCUUAACAAACACAAGCGUUAUUAUGACAAAAGUCGUUCAUCCCAACAACACUCAUGGCUACAAGCUGAAGGUACCUUUUGAAGACCCUUUUGUCAUGCAACAGUUCUCUAAAGAAGAUGCAGUUCUUCAUUAUAUGCUAGACAUCAACUUCACGCUGACAGUUUUGCCUGAAAACGAUGUUUAUUACCACAUGGUAUCUGUUGUAGCAUCGGUCACAGAUGUCUCCCCACCGGUCUUUGAUGCUGUUUGUACGGAAUCUGGCAUCAGCUUCAAGCUGGACCACCGGCCUUUUGACUACCUGUGGGAGAUCACCAUCGGCUUAGACCUGCUGACAUCAGAGCUGGCCGCCCAGCAUGGCUACAUGAUGAGCAACGAUAGCAACAGUCUGCUGCUCGAGGUGCCGCUGUUCUCUCACGGCUACGAGUACAAGAACAUAUCUUUGAAGGGAUUCUUUGGCACUUUUGAAAUCCUCGUGCGGGAUCUUGCAACAGCCGAAGUCCAGAGCUCAACUAUCAAGACUUGUCCGUUCCCUACUACUGAACUCAUUUUGUGUUCGACUGAUGGGACGAUGACUGUGGUGGUGGACUUGUCUCUGGCCAUCCCAAGUGGAGGAGUUGCAGCAAGAACCAACCUGAGAGACAAAUACUGUGGCCCCACAGAGACAGACCGCAAGUGGGCUCUGUUCUCUCUUUCACUCAACAGCUGUGGAUCAACAGUCAAGCUCAACAGGGAAAAUGUGACUUAUCAAAAUGAGAUUUUCUAUAGCAAGAAGGUCCAUAGUCCUAGCAAGGUUCCUUCUGAAAAUGCUACUGAGAGGGUGACAAUGCAGUGUACAUAUCCUCUGGCUGGACUCAUUCGACUCUUCUCAGUGUACAGAUUUGAUUCCGAUGCAGCUGGUAUCGGCAGCGUCAUCCAUACCAAACGUCCUGCAGCAGGUCUGCAGAGUCCCACAAUCCAGCCCACUUCAGCUCUUACAACCAUGCUAGGUCUGCAGAGUCCCACAAUCCAGCCCACUUCAGCUCUUACAACCAUGCUAGGUCUGCAGAGUCCCACAAUCCAGCCCACUUCAGCUCUUACAACCAUGCUUGCUACCACAAGACAAGCUACACUACCUAUCUCAUACAAGCCUGCCAUCCACCCUCCUGCUCGUCAUGUCAAAGUGUCCAAGUUUCGACAUCUGGUCAAUGCUUUGAAAAAAGGAGUUCUACAAUCAUUGCAAACAAAAGUUAAUGCUGCCCGGAUUUGAAGGAAGUAUUCUUUUUAAAUUGAUUUUGGAAUUUAAUAAAGCUGUGUUCUUAAAAA